Cygnus olor (mute swan) is the source of this 2267-nucleotide messenger RNA. RefSeq names its product RP9 pre-mRNA splicing factor (gene RP9). Gene Ontology annotation, biological process: RNA splicing. The coding region runs from base 72 to 803 and encodes 243 amino acids. The record is from RefSeq and is a predicted model, not a curated record. The transcript has 6 exons. Lineage: Eukaryota; Metazoa; Chordata; Aves; Anseriformes; Anatidae.
GGGCGGGGAGGGAGAGAGAGACGGAGGGGGGCGUCGCCGUGGCCUUGCAGAGCUCCGCUGCCGCCGUGCCGAUGUCCCGCAGGGCGAGAAGGGGCCGGGAGGAGGGGGAGGAGGAAGAGGAGGCGAGGGGUAGCCAGGCGCGGCGCAGGAGCCCGCAGGAGCCCGCGGCGAGCGGCGGCAGGAGCCAGGGCCGGCAUGAGAGGAAAAGGAAGAAGCAGGAGGCGCAGCAGCUCCAGAAGCUCCAGCACCUGGAGUCCUUCUACGAGAAACCUCCCCCAGGACUAAUUAAGGAAAAUGAAACAAAACCAGAAGACUGCAUCCCUGAUGUACCCGGCAAUGAAAGCGCACGAGAAUUCCUGGCCCAUGCCCCAACAAAAGGGCUUUGGAUGCCUUUGGGAAAAGAAGUCAAAGUUAUGCAAUGUUGGAGGUGUAAGCGUUAUGGACACAGAACAGGAGAUAAAGAAUGCCCAUUCUUUAUUAAAGGCAAUCAGAAAUUGGAACAAUUUAGAGUAGCACAUGAAGAUCCCAUGUAUGAUAUAAUAAGGGAAACUAAACGUCAUGAAAAAGAAAUGAGGAUACAGCAACUGAAACAGCUCUUGGAAGACUCCACCUCAGAUGAUAACGAUAGCAGUGACGACAGUGAUGAGGAUGAUGAAGAUAGCAGCAGCUCCGCUUCCUCAGAAUGUAGAGAUAAACACAAGAAAAAAAAGAGAAAGAAGGAAAAGAAAAAAAAAGAAAAGAAGAAGAAGAAAAAGAGAAAGCAUAAGUCAUCUAAAUCUAAUGAGAAGUUAGAAGCUGACUGACAGUAGUCACCUGCUACACGCUUAAGGACCCUUACUUGUGAACUGCAAGGAACGAUCCAAAGAAUGAGGAAGAAACCACCAGAAAGGGCUUUAUUAAACUGAGAUCAUACAGAUGGAUACAUAUAGCACCCUACGCUGGCUCUUCUUUCCUACUCCUCUGCAGUGCUGCAGCCAGGAAAGAGAGUAUAGUUUAAUGCAUUAAACUAUACUCAACCAUUCAUAUCUUUAAACCCUAAAACCCGUGCUAAGGACCAUCCAGCAGGAUCAUAUUGGGCCUCUGCGUUGCUCUGUAACUGCCCACAGAAAGCCAUAACUACCAAGGCAGAAUUCAGCAGACUACCUAUUGAAGUAUGUUUUACCAUACUAUCAGUUAAUUACAUACAAAGCUUCAGUGCAAGGGGACUGCAGUUUGCACCAUGCACAGCACGGACAGUUCUCUUACAGUCCUUACAACAUUAUACUUUUUUUUUCUGCAUACUGCCUGUGUGUGCUGAAGUUCAUUUUACUUACCCUAGCACUGGCAGCUGGGGGAAAUAAAGAACACUGCUGAAGGGGAAAAGAGUUCAUCAAGGGAAUUUAAGACAAAAUCACAGUAUCAACAAGACUUGACUUUUUUGUAGCAAAAUCUCAGUGUUUUCAACAAUAAUAGGCACAGUUCUAUAAUACCUAAAGUGUUCCCCAAACCAGAGGAUUAGGAGCCAGGUGUAAUGAUGUUAGAUGUUCAAUUUUACUAUAAAGAGAGAAGUUUAAUUAUUUAAAAAAAGGGGUGGUUCAUGUUGGAAAUGAAAAAUAUAUAUUUCUACAUACAUUUCAGUAUCAGUUGUUUUGAUACAUUUGAUUUUUUUCCUUUUAAAAAGGUCUGGGGAAGUAAAUUCCAACUUAUUUUGUAUAUUUACUAGAAUUAUUUCACAUAAUAUUUUAUGAAUCAUCCCACAAGAACAUAAAUGUCUAAGGGUUUCAGUAUGGUUUUCAAAUACAUGCUUAUAAGUUGCAGAACAGCAGCAAAGAACAUGUAAGCAGGAAGAAGGGAAAGAUAUGUACUCUGCUUAAAAACAAAACAAAAAAAAAACUUGGCCAGUCUACAAGGUCACUAAUGCUCCAAGGCAAACUUAACUGGAAAGAUAGAGAUGUCAAUACACUGCAUUAGAGUAAGAAUCAUUUUGAAAGAUCGACAGAUAAAGGUACAGCAGUGCAAAGCUGUGACUUGAGGACCUAGAGGUUUAUUGGUGCUUUCCAAAAGGAAAAAAACAGAUUUGCUUUGAAAGGACUAGGUCAUAUUUGAUCUCAUUCAGCACUUAGUCUCUGUGCUUGUUAUUAUAUUAAGCAAAGCAUAAUAAAGCUCUAACAUCAGUAGCUAUUGAUGGUGAAAUCAAGGAACCAGAGACACAAAUGCAUUUUAAGUUGUUUCCCACCGAGUGCUUUGGAAGACAGGGAAAGUAUACAUUAAAAUGUGUUUUUUUCCCU